Molecule: messenger RNA, 1857 nt
Organism: Ipomoea nil (Japanese morning glory)
Lineage: Eukaryota; Viridiplantae; Streptophyta; Magnoliopsida; Solanales; Convolvulaceae
Product: aspartic proteinase-like protein 2
Exons: 10
Coding region: 323-1753 (476 amino acids)
Biological process (GO): proteolysis
Molecular function (GO): aspartic-type endopeptidase activity
Source: RefSeq, a predicted model, not a curated record
UCUCUCUCUAAAUGGUUCUCUGUUUCUUCGAGUAAGGAGUUGACAUUGCCCCGCGUACACCCCGCGUUUCCUCGUCGUCCUUCUGUUUGUCUUUUUGCCUCUGUUGACCGAGAGGCCGUGAAAUAGUAGUAGUAAAUCAAUUCCUUGUUCCCACAAUCCCACAGCUUUCUUUUUUUGGUUUUUAGUUCAUUUUUUCCAUUUUUUAAAAAAAUUCUUUGGUUUUAUCUAUAUACACGAGGUAUAUACGAAGAGGGAAUUGUAUAGAGUCUAGUUGGUGUUUCGUAGUCGGUCGUGUUUAUUGAGGAAGUGCAGGGGAAUUGUAAUGGUGGAUCUGAGGUUGUUCUUGGCGGUAUUGGUGCUAUGGGCGGCUUUUGUUGAGGGGAACAAUAACUUGGUGUUUAAGGUGAAGCAUAAGUACGGCGGGCGUGGGAGCUCCGUGUUGAGGGAACUGAGGGCUCAUGAUUCCUUCCGCCACCGCCGAAUGCUGGCCGCCGUCGACUUCCAAUUGGGCGGCAAUGGUCAGCCCACUGAUGCUGCGCUGUACUACACUAAGCUUGCAAUUGGAACUCCUUCAAAGAAUUAUUAUGUUCAAGUUGAUACUGGGAGUGACAUUCUAUGGGUGAAUUGUGCAGGCUGUUACAAGUGUCCUAAAAAGAGCAACCUUGGGAUUAAUUUGUCGCUAUACGACAUGAAAUCCUCUUCGACCGCAAAGGAGGUUACUUGUGACCAAGAUUUUUGCACCACUAUGUUCAAUGCUCCAUAUUCUGAUUGCAAGGUUGGAAUGCCUUGUGAAUAUCAGGUUACUUAUGGGGAUGGCAGCAGAACUGCAGGGUAUUUUGUCCAAGAUUAUAUUCAUUUUGAUCAGGUGACAGGAAACCUUCAAACAAAAUCAAUGAAUGGGAGUAUAGCAUUUGGGUGUUCAGGUCAACAAUCUGGAGAGCUAGGUACAUCUGCGGAAGCAGUUGAUGGGAUAAUCGGUUUUGGACAAGCAAAUUCAUCCCUUAUUUCACAGCUAGCAGCAUCCGGAAAGGUGAAAAAGAUAUUUUCACAUUGCUUGGAUAAUGAAAAUAGUGGUGGAAUAUUUGCUAUUGGACAAGUAGUUCAGCCCAAAGUAGCUACAACACCAUUGGUCCCAGAUGAGCCACAUUAUAAUGUUAUUAUGAAGUCAAUUGAGGUGGACGGUGAUCCUCUAGACAUUCCAACAUAUACCUUUGACACAGGGUCUUCCAAAGGGACCAUAGUUGACAGCGGUACAACCUUAGCAUAUCUUCCAGAUUCAAUUUAUGGCCCUCUCAUGAACAAGAUGAUGUCAAAGCAAAGUAGUCUGAAGAUUCAUUUAGUCGAUGAGGAGUUCAAAUGCUUUUACUACAAUCAAAAUGUUGAUAAUGGAUUCCCAGUCAUCACUUUUGUUUUUCAGAAUUCACUUAAGUUGACAGUUCAUCCCCAUGAGUAUCUUUUCGAAGUUCAGGAUGGCGAAUGGUGCAUUGGUUGGCAGAACAGUGGAAUGCAAACAAAAGAUGGAAAGGAAAUAACGCUGUUGGGAGACCUUGUACUAUCUGGCAAGCUGGUUGUGUAUGAUCUUGAAAACCAGACUAUUGGCUGGACUGAUCAUAACUGCUCUUCGAGCAUCAAAGUGAAAGACGAGAGCUCUGGAAACGUGUAUACCGUGGGUGCUCAUGAUAUUUCGUCUGCUAACGCCCAGAAGACAGGAAAUCUAUUUAUGUUGUUAUUCCUUAUUCUUUUGAUGAUGUAAAAUGUGACGGACCUCACUUCUGUGGAAUUUGAUGAUAUAGAAUGUAACAGACCUCAGUACAGAUUUGUUGUGCGGUACAGUAAUAUGACAAGUAUAACUUGAUU